Molecule: messenger RNA, 2779 nt
Organism: Spea bombifrons (plains spadefoot toad)
Lineage: Eukaryota; Metazoa; Chordata; Amphibia; Anura; Pelobatidae
Gene: PPIG
Product: peptidylprolyl isomerase G
Exons: 13
Coding region: 169-2379 (736 amino acids)
Biological process (GO): protein peptidyl-prolyl isomerization; protein folding
Cellular component (GO): nucleus
Molecular function (GO): peptidyl-prolyl cis-trans isomerase activity
Source: RefSeq, a predicted model, not a curated record
GCUCUGGGGUAGGCGGGCCCGGGCCGGAUAGUGUCGGAGUUUGGUUCCCGCACUUCGCUGAGGCUGGUUCUGUGAGAACGUUAUUCGGUUUGCUGCCCCCGGGGCGGUCCGGAGCUUUGGCUUUUUAUUCUUGGGGCCCUCUGUCGCCGUCCUGCUUUAGCUAAAAUCAUGGGAGUAAAAGUGCAACGUCCUCGCUGUUUUUUUGACAUAUCCAUAAACAACGUACUAGUUGGGAGAGUUGUCUUCGAACUGUUUUCAGAUGUUUGCCCAAAAACGUGUGAAAAUUUCCGCUGUCUCUGCACAGGUGAAAAGGGUAUAGGGAAAAUUACCCAGAAGCCUUUGCAUUACAAAAGCUGUUUAUUCCAUAGAGUCGUUAAGGAUUUUAUGAUCCAAGGAGGAGACUUUAGCGAGGGAAAUGGAAGAGGUGGAGAAUCAAUAUAUGGAGGUUUCUUUGAAGAUGAAAAUUUUACUACUAAGCACAAUAAGGAAUUUCUGCUGUCAAUGGCCAACAGAGGCAAGGACACAAAUGGAUCGCAGUUUUUUAUAACAACUAAACCUACACCACAUUUGGAUGGACUUCAUGUUGUUUUUGGACAGCUCAUUUCCGGCCAAGAGGUGGUUAGGGAAAUAGAAAGUCAGAAAACGGAUGCUUCCAGCAAGCCAUGUGUUGAUGUCAGAAUACAGGAUUGUGGAGAGCUGGUUCAAAAAUCAAAAGCUAAGAAAGAGAAGAAAAGACACAAAUCUUCGAGUGAGUCUGAAAAUUCCAGUGACUCUGACUCUUCCUCAGAAUCCUCUUCUGAUUCUAAAAGCGACGGGGAGGAAAAGUCGAAAAAGAAAAAAAAGAAACACAAAAAGAAUUCGAAAAAGCAGAAAAAGGAGAAGAAAAAAAACAAGAAGUCAAAGAAAAGUUCUGAGAGUGAAAAUGAAGACCAAGAAGUGCAAGUAACGUCCACUGUCCGUCCAGAAGAGAUCCCGACCAUACCGGAAAACAAAUUUUUAAUGAGAAAAAGCCCUCAAAGAGCAGAUGAAAAAGAAACGAGAACAAAUGACAGAGAACGGGAAAGAGAGAGAGAAAGGCAAGUCAACUCGCAAGCAUCUCUUUACCAGAGAAGACUUUUGGUAACGAGAUCUGGAAGAAAAAUCAAAGGAAGGGGUCCCAGGAGAUACCGUACUCCAUCUAGAUCUAGGUCCAGAGAUCGCUUUAGGAGAAGUGAAACCCCCCCACAUUGGAGGCAGGAAAUGCAGAGAACCCAAAGGAUGAGAUAUUCUAGUGGAGAGCGUUGGAUCAAAGGCGACAAAAGUGAACUUAAUGAUAAAGACAAUCAGAAAAGCCCGGUAAGAGGAAAAGAGCAGAAACAGCCCGAUGAAAGACCAGAUUCACAGAUCCCGAGCAAUCAGGAAAGGAAGCCUAAAGAUCACAAAUCAAGCAGCAAAGACAGAGAGUCAAAGAAAGAUGCUGAGAAAGAAGAAACGACUAGCAAAAGUAGGAGUAGAAAAAGAACAAAAUCCGAUAGCCACAGUGAAAGUAAAGAUAACUCGAGAAGCGACAGAGAUGCUAAACACAGUAGACAUGAUGACAAAGCAAGGUCUAAGAGUAAGGAUCGGGAUCAUGAAAGAGGGAGGGAAAAAGAAAAGCACUCAAAUAAUAAAGGGAAAGAUAAAGAGAGAAGCAGAAGUAAGGAAAGGUCUAAACCUGGCUCCUCAAAAAAUGAAAGAGAAAAAAGUCAGAGCAAGGACCGGGAGAGGAACCGAGACAAACAUGGAAGAUCAAGAAGCAGGGACCGAGAGUCUGGUAGAACAAAACACCGCUCCAGCAGUAAAGGUAACGAGCGAAGUAAGAGCAGAGAGAACAGGAGGAGGGGCAGGUCAAGAAGCAGAGAAAAUAACCGUGCAAGAAGCAAGGAUCGAGAGCCCAGAAGGAGAGGCCGGUCCAGGAGCCGAGACAGAAAAGUGUCCCCAGAAAAUUCCAAAAAAAGAGGAAACAGGAGUAGGGAUAACUCAAAAGAUUCAGAAAGAGAAGUCAGUAAAAGUAAAGAUUCUAAUAGAAGGGAUGACAAAAGUUCACAUAGAAAGCUUUCAGACCAUGACGACCAUAGAAGAAAGCAUUCUAGGAGUAGCAGUCCAGAGAACAGGUGGACUAAGAAAGCAAGCAGAGAUCAUGAUGGAAGUCCAGACUCCAAGAACGUACGCGGUAAAGAUAGGGAGGAAAGAUCUUCAACACGCAGGAGCAGAGAUAAAGAAAAGACACGCGGAUCUUCACACGAGAAGGAAUCCAACAAAAAAUCAAGAAGCAGAGAGAGGGAUCGUUCUCAAACGAAAGAGAAAAAAUCAAAUCUUGAGUCGAGCCCAGCAAGAGUUGAUUCUACCAAUGAGAAAUAAAGUAUACAUUUUACUUUGGGUUACAUUCUCUGUUGAUGUUUGAGAGAUGUAUGCUGGUGGACAUUUAUUUUUUUAUUAUGGACCUUAGUUCCUUUUUUUUGUUUUUUUUUUAUAUGUAUAAUUCUCAAUCUGGAACGUUUGUAAUGUUAAAGUUUUAAUAAACCAUCAAUGAAAAACUUUUAGGUCUAAUACUUUAUCAGUAGAUGUUCAUAGAGCUGGUCUUUUUUCAAUUGCUUUAAGUUCUGACUCCCCCCCCCCUUGUUAUUUCACAGAGUGCAUGUAUAUAUUUCAUCAUUUCUGUUUAGGCUUUAGCUAUUCCUAGUUUGAUGCUGUCCAGUGAUUAUUUCAUGUAUUCAGUGGUUUAUAGCUUGUAAUAGUUUUUGUACAGGAAAUAAGCAAA